AUGGUGUGCAGUAAGUGCUUGAAGCUCACCAAGAGCACAAAGCUCGCGACCCCAGAGGUCAAGAAAAAGAGUGAAAUGUACUACGGAUCACCGGCUUCUUCAAAGGCGAGCGGCUCUAAGUCAGCCACCCUGGGCAACACCGGAGUAUCAAAGAGUAAGCUGCUAUCCAAAGCAGCGAAGAAUCCAUAUGCGGCGUAUUCGAGCUCAUGUACGAAGUGUAAAACCAAAAUCACACAAGGCCACUCUUAUUGCCAAAAAUGCGCCUUCAAGACUGACUCUUGUCCCAUGUGUGGGAAACCAAACAAAAAAUCCAAUCCCAAGGCUCCAACCAUUGAUGCGUAUAAAAACACGCUGAAAUAAAUGACAUCGCCAUGCUUGUAUAUGGCAAGGAAGCCAUCAUUUUAUU
Messenger RNA from Trichoderma asperellum CBS 433.97, 406 nucleotides. RefSeq lists its product as uncharacterized. The record is from RefSeq and is a predicted model, not a curated record. Lineage: Eukaryota; Fungi; Ascomycota; Sordariomycetes; Hypocreales; Hypocreaceae. Gene Ontology annotation, biological process: cytoplasmic microtubule organization. Gene Ontology annotation, molecular function: microtubule binding.